Molecule: messenger RNA, 4847 nt
Organism: Siniperca chuatsi (mandarin fish)
Lineage: Eukaryota; Metazoa; Chordata; Actinopteri; Centrarchiformes; Sinipercidae
Product: zinc finger protein 135
Exons: 3
Coding region: 255-1745 (496 amino acids)
Biological process (GO): regulation of transcription by RNA polymerase II
Cellular component (GO): nucleus
Molecular function (GO): DNA-binding transcription factor activity, RNA polymerase II-specific; RNA polymerase II transcription regulatory region sequence-specific DNA binding
Source: RefSeq, a predicted model, not a curated record
CGUCCCAUCCACUCUGCCCGGCGACCUGCCGCUCUGUGCCGCUCCGCACCGCAUCAGCGACGUCGCGGCAGCGGUUGCUAGCCGACAGGCUGCCGCUGCUCUCCGACUGCGAUGUGACAGAGGUGCGGCAGAGAUAACGGACUCAAAUUCUCACCGAGGACCGAACCGGGAGAAGCGGGACCGAUCCGGGUUGAAUCGCCUGUAGCUGCUCCUCUGACCCUUCCUCUUCCUCCCCCCCCCGGCCUCUGUUCAGGAUGGAGGACUCGGAGACGGAGCUGGCGGUGUCGGAGUCGGACGCCCUGGGUGCAGACUUCAUUACGGUGGAGCUGGACACUCAGCCCAUCGAGUACGUGGUGAAGUGGGCGGAGGUCGGCUCCAAGUUCACCAUCUCCUGCGUGAAGAAGGACUCGGACGACCCGUCGGACCUGACGGCCGACCAGCUGAAGAUCGAGACGGACGAGGCUUUCUUCGCUCCCUACGAGGAGGUGUACCCUUGCGAGGUGACAGAGCAGAGCGUGGAGAUAAAGACGGACUCUGACGAGGACGAGGACGACACCGAGGAGGAGCAGGAGGUGCUGGUGGAGGCGGGGAGCAGCCAGCUGGACGGCGAGGUCGACUCGGACCAGGCCGACUUCGAGCCGGACGAGCGGCAGUACCGCUGCAGCUACUGCGGGAAGUGUUACAGCCAUGCCUCAAGCCUGUACCGCCACCAGCAGACGCACACCGGGAAGAGCGCCGGGGCGCCGCCGCCCACCAAGCGGGCACUGGAGCCGACGCAUCAGGAGGCGCGCUACUCCUGCCCGCACUGCGGGAUGAGCUUCAAAGGCAGCAGGAUGCUGGGGAGUCACCUGCGGCUGCACGGGAAGCGGCGGAUCCACCCCUGCAACAUCUGCGGGAAGGAGUUUAAUCACAGCUCCAGCCUGUCGCGCCACCGCCUCAUCCACAAGAAAGGAAAAGGCCUCCCCAAGGACGUCGGCCUCGGCCCCAACAUGGCCGCCCUGCGCCACUCGCUGAAGGCCGGCGGCAAGAACAAGAAGACCAAGAGGCAGCAGCAGAGGCAGCAGCAGAGGCAGCAGCAGCAUGUGGCGGCCGCCAUCAUUCAGAGUCAGGGCGGAGAUAAGUUCUACGCCUGCCCGCAGUGCGACAUGAGCUUCAGGACGUCCACGCAGCUGUCCAAACACCAGGUGACCCACGUCAAGGAGCUGCUGGACAACUACACGCCAGGCAAGGAGAACCUGGGCGAGAGCUCGUCCGACCUCAAGAUCCGCCUCAAGCUCUGCUCCCGUGACAAGCCCAACUUCUACACCCUCUGCAAGAAGAACCGCCGCCGCAAGGGGGGUCGGGCCGGCAAACGGGGCUCCGCCAUCUCAGAGGAGGAGGAGGAGGGGGGAGGCGGAGGCGGAGGAGGAGCCGGUCGCCACGGCUGCAGCCAGUGUGGGAAGCGGUUCAGCCACGCCUCCAGCCUGGCGCGGCACCAGCAGACCCACAGGGUGGUGGACGGCGGCGGGCGGGGGAAGCUGCAGCAGCAUCAGAAGCAGCUUCACGUCAAGACCGGACUCCCCGCCACCAAGACCAAGACCUACACCUGCGCGGCCUGCAACAAGACCUUCAUGCACUCGUCCAGCUUCUCUCGCCACAAGAAGGCCCACCUGGAGGAGGAGCAGCGUGCCCGAGCCGCCGCCGCCAAGCGCCGGAAGAGAGUCGUCUUAGACGAGACCGCCCCACUGGAGUCCGACUCCGAGUGAAGUCACCCGGCUCGGGGCUGGGUUUGGACCGGUUCUGUACCUGUUCUGGGUUGGUUCUGAAUCAGCACUGACUGGUUCUGGACUGGUUUGGGACCAGUUCUGGAAAAGUUCUAAUUUGGAAAAGUUCUGGACCAGUUCUCACCAGUUCUGGACCAGUUGGGGACAGAUUCUGGGCCGCUCGUGGCAGUUUGUUUGUCCAGGUUUGGGGAACUGGAACUGGUUGAUUCUUCUCUGGUGUAGAUAGCAGCAGGACAUCGUAUACGGUCGUAUGGCGGGGGGAUCUCCACAUAUGGUCAUAUCCAUAUAUGGUCAUAACUGACCCUUAGCGAAUUGCUCUUAAGGAUGGGAUUAGAUUUAAAGUGUUACCCCCGUGCCCCGCCCCGCCCCGCCCCUCCUCCACCUGUCUGUUAGGUUGCACACGGACGCUGUUCGCUUUCAUUCUGCCCUCUCUACACUCCAUUUCCCAUCAGCCACCUGGGGAGAGAGCUGGGAGCUACCGUCAGCUUCUCAUCUGUCCGUCACAGGCCACGCCCACCUGCCACCACAUUUCCCAUCAGCCCCAGGACCUGUACAUCUGAUGGCUUUCAGUCAGAACUCAGCAUGUCGUAGAGCAUUAUGGGAAACUGAGUCUCCACAGAAAAGAUUCAUAACAACAUUAAAACCUGUUGUUGAGUGCUGAGAUCCGACGGCAGCAGGUCGGUUUGAUUUUACGGAAGUUUAUUAACGACAAACAAAAACUACGGAACGCACAAAUAAACUCAAACAGUAAACCGGCGUCAGAGAGCGACGGCCGAGCUGUGACAUCGUGAACAAAAACUCCAGCUUUAAAAACCAUCAGAUAUUUUCAAACAAACGCUCUGCUCCUCCAAUCAAAUCAAAGUGUCUUUCUCUCUUCAAAUCCUAUUGGUUUACAGUAGAAUCUGCCACCGUGUUGGUUAUCGUCCCGUUUCAACAGAAAAUGUUACGAUGCAGUAAAGAAAUUGAUUUUCUGAGAUCAAUCAGGUAGUUUUUUCUCAAACUUUUGAACACUCCAACCUCAUAAUUAUGACUUUUUUAUAUAUAUAUAUAUAUAUAUAUAUAUAUAUAUAUAUAUAUAUAUAUAUAUAUAUAUAUAUAUAUAUAUUAAAGUCUCAUAAUUCAGAUUUAUGUCACAAAGUAAAUCUUUUUUUCACUCGAUCUCUUCUGUAGAGUUCAGAGGAAAAAGUCAGAAUCUGAAAUAAAUCUUUAAUUUAAUAUUUAACUUCCUUUUAAUUUCAUGUUUUUUAGAAUUCUGAUGUUUCUGCUAAUUUUUUGAGGGAUAUCCAAAACUAAAAUUUUUUUUUUUUUUUUAACGUGGCCCUGAUGUUCUUCCGUACGACUGAAUCAAAAAAGCGCUGAAACUAAUGAUGAUUUCUAAUCGAUGUUUAUUGAUCUGUCCAACCAAACCCAGAGACAAAUCCUCACAAAGACGCUGAAGACAGACGAUCUCUGAUAAAUGACUAAAAAGAUUCGACUUAUCGAUUCAGCGAGACUUGAAAAUUAUUUUCAAACGAAACCACGACACAAAUCUCAGCUGACAAAAGCUGGAGUUAGUUUUGUCGUUAGUAAACCUCCGUACAGGUCUGGUCAGGUUCAGAGCAGCGACUCCUCCGCUCGCCUCCACGUUCGUUUUCUUUCCUCUCUGACGUCACCGCCCGGUUCCUUCCUGGUUUCCAUCAGAGUGAUUUCGAUUGGCUGAAGUUCUUAUUGGCACAACGUUCUGAUUGGUUAACUGUGUUAUAGCUUUGAUAUUUUUAAAAUGUGAAAUCCGAGCAGACGAGCUGACUGGUCAGAGCUGGUGUUCCUCCACAUUAACGUUUGCAUGAAGACUAUAACCUGCAGAUAGUCGGCCAUAUUUGUAGUUUUUCAGCUGUAUGUGUUUGAUGACUGAUUUGCAGCGUCUGACGUUUGGGUUUCUCGUUUUAGCAGCGGAGCGGUCGUGUUGUGGAGGUCGAAGGGGAAACUGCACUACAUAUUUAUGAAUUUGGAACAAUGUUGUAAUAUAUAAGUAUAAAUGGUAUUUAAAUGUGAUUCACAAGUUUAAAAAAACAAAACAGAAACAAGAGAGCCUGGCCUAGCUGCCCUCGUUAUCGUAGCAACACCACCGCCACCUUCAUCGUUUAGCAUCGUCAUCAUCGACAGCAGCAGACAGGAAACGACUCCGGCAGACGACAGCAGCAACAUCCGGCAGAUGUCCGGUUUUUCAAAGUUAAAGCCUCCAGAUCAGUUUAUUAAAAAGAAUCCGGUGAAGUAAAAUGUGAGAUUUUUGUUGAUUUACAGCAAAAACAGAAAUUCUUCUGGACCCGAAAGGACAAAGAUUCAUUGAUUGUUUGAUUGAAAAGACGAACUGACGCCUGAGAAAACAUUUGAACUAAAAUGGUAAAAAAAAAAAAACAUAAUUUAUUAAUAAAAAAAAACAACAAUUUAUUGAAUUCUGUGAUCAGAUACAAACACAAAGCAGCCGCUUCCACAAAGUAAACGUCUGCAUCUGUUUGAUCACAGAAUCGAUCCUGUGAACAGAAGCUGAUUGGUUAUUUAAAGACUCGAACAUGGACGAACUUCCCGUCAGAGUUUUUCCUCCCUGACAGCUUCAGCCAAACUAAAACCAUCACCUGAGGACGGCGGCGGCCCCUGAAGCCCCCCCCCCCACACUUAUUGUUUCCUGCUUGUCGAGCUGUCUGACGGCAGCGGACACUUUCAGUUUGUGAAUAACAUUUUACUGUGUGAAUUGGAUUUGACUUAAUUUAAUGGUGACCUAUUUAUAAGUGUGUGUAAACGGCCGACAGUCGCACUACGAACCUCCCGUAGAAAAUAAGGAAAAGAAGUUCCUCCUCCUCCUCCUCCUGCUCUUCAUCUUCCUGGUUUGUGUUUCCUCAGUUUCGGGCCUUAAAGCUGCCGUUCUCUUUUUGUCCACAGUUUUGCAUUUCGAUCCAUGUUGUGUUGGUUUGUUUUCUCUUUGGUUCGUGGUUUCAGCGAAGCUUCACCUGCAGGUAGAAGGCUGUUCGUCAUUGUAUCGUGUUUGCCAAUAGAAUAAACCCAGUUGACAUGUUUUGUCUUGCGUUUUGUAAUAAACCUUCAAAAGAA